AUGGCCUCCUAUCAUCUGCAGCCGACCGAGGCAGCAUCCUAUGGCUCCAGCACAGGGACACCGGUUAGCGCGCAGUAUACGCCAGAUUCCGGAGCAUCCGACAAUGAAAAUGCAUCUUCGAGUUUCAAACGGCCACCAUCUGGGUCGUUGAGAUUGCAAACGGACUUUCGCGCAGAAGCGGACUACAUUUCCGACGAUGAGGGCCAAGAUGAAGGCUACGAUUCGUAUGACGACCAGGAAGCGAAGCCCAAAAGGGCCGUAGUCGGUACAAAGUACACGGCAGCGGAAGAAAUGCAAGUCGUGAAGAAGUUUGACCGCAAGCUGGUUCCAUUCUUGGCCCUUCUCUACCUGCUCUCGUUCCUGGAUCGUUCUAAUAUUGGAAAUGCAAAGAUUGCUGGACUCAUGGAUGAUUUGCGUCUUUCAUCUUCACAGUAUGAAUGGCUUUUGACAGCUUUCUACAUCACAUAUAUCCUCUUUGAGUGGAUGACCCUUAUGUACCGGAUCGUUCCUCCGCACAUCUACAUCUCCCUGUGUGUAUGCGGAUGGGGUCUCGUUGCAUCCUUUCAGUCACUGGCUACUUCAUUCAGCACCCUCGUGUUUCUGCGAGCCUUUCUAGGCAUCACGGAAGCGGCAUUUGGCCCUGGCGUGCCGUUCUAUCUCUCCCUGUUCUACAAGCGGGAAGAACUCGCUUUACGAAACGGACUGUUUAUCUCAGCGGCUCCCUUGGCGACUUCAUUCGCGAGUAGUCUCGCAUGGCUGAUUGUCAAGGUCAGCAGCAAUGGCCCCAUUGCACCGUGGCGGACGCUCUUCCUGGUCGAAGGAUUCCCCAGUGUGCUUGUUGCGGUCUUUGCGUGGAUACUGAUCCCUGACUCACCUGAGAGCGCUCGUUUUCUUGAGCCUAGAGAGAGAUUGGUAGCCAAGCUGCGGCUGGGGGAGACCAGGUCCGACUAUCAUGGGCCGGAUUCCAGGAAGUUCAAUUGGAGGGAAGUUGUCAAGGCGCUGGCGGAUCCCAAAUCUUAUGUGACAGCUUUCAUGUUCUUCAGCUGCAAUGUCGCUUUCAGCUCCAUGCCUGUGUUCCUGCCCACCAUCAUAGAAGACAUGGGCUACUCCUCCCUCUCCGCGCAAGCCCUCUGCGCACCUCCUUACCUCAUUGCCUUCGUGGUAGUCCUGGCAACCGCCUACCUAUCCGACCGUCACAGAACCCGAAGCCCCUACCUCAUCGCCCACGCGCUGAUAUCCUCGUUCGCCUACCUCGCAAUCGCGGCUACAGGCUACUACCACACGCACUUAUCAACAGGCCUACAGACCUUCAUCCGUUACGCCUGCGUCUACCCCGCCACGUCAGGCUUCUUCUCUGCCAUCACCCUCAUCAUCACCUGGACGAUGGACAACCGCCCGGCGAAGGAAGGCAAAGGAGCCAGCAUGGCAAUCCUCAACCUCAUUGGGCAGUGUGGGCCGUUACUCGGGACGAGACUGUACCCGCGCAGUGAGGGGCCGUGGUAUGUGCGUGGGAUGGCAACAUGCUCUUUCUUCAUGGUUGUGGUUGCUGUCCUUGCGUUCGUGCUGAGGGUUAUGCUGCAGAGGGGGGAUCGUGUAGCGGAUCGGAAAGGAGGCGCUGAUGUUGAGAUGGAAACGCGACAGGUCCUUAUGGACGGGAAUCAGUUCAAUCAUAGUGUUGAAGAGAGAUUUGUGAAUAUUUUAUGA
Molecule: messenger RNA, 1704 nt
Organism: Aspergillus lentulus
Lineage: Eukaryota; Fungi; Ascomycota; Eurotiomycetes; Eurotiales; Aspergillaceae
Biological process (GO): transmembrane transport
Cellular component (GO): membrane
Molecular function (GO): transmembrane transporter activity
Source: RefSeq, a predicted model, not a curated record